AUCGCUCCUAUUUCCUGGACCAAUGGUGGAGGCGCUGGGGAGGGAGGCUGGCGAGCCCGGGACGGCGUCGGCGGCGGUGAUGGAGGCCAAGACCAAGGAGAAGAAGGAUGGGGUGGUGAAGGAGGUGAUACGGCUCGAGAGGGAGUCCGUCAUCCCCAUCCUCAAGCCCAAGCUCGUCAUGAAGCUGGCCUAUCUCAUCGAGCAAGACAACGACCGUACCGAGUUUAUGAAGCUAUGUAGGAGGGUGGAGUACACUGUCCGUGCUUGGUAUCUCCUGCAGUUUGAGGAUUUAAUGCAAUUGUACGCACUAUUCGACCCUGUUCAUGGUGAGAAGAGUUUGGAGCAGCAGAGCCUGACACCUUCUGAGAUUGAAACUCUUGAACUCAAUUUUCUAACGUAUCUUUUCCAGAUAAUGGAUAAGAGUAAUUUCAAGUUGUUAUCCGAUGAAGAGAAUGAUGUGGCUCAUUCUGGUCAGUAUCUUUUGAACCUGCCAAUCAAAGUUGACGAGUCCAAGGUCGACAACAAGUUGUUGAAAAAGUACUUUAAAGAGCACCCACGUGAUAAUUUACCAGAAUUCGCUGAUAAGUAUAUUGUCUUCCGCCGAGGCAUUGGAAUCGACCAAACAACUGAUUAUUUCUUUAUGGAGAAAGUGGAUGUUAUCAUAUCCCGAGUUUGGAGAUUCCUGUUGAAAGUCACAAUGAUUGAUAAACUGUUCUCUAAGAAAAGAGAAUUGAGGCCAAAAAAGGACACAAAGAAAACCGACGAAGUCAACGAAGAAGAGGAGCAAGCAGACCUCGUUGUUGAACGCAUUCGCCUAGAAAAAAUGGAACUGAGCAUAAAGAAUUUACUAAGAAAGAUGACAAUUCAAGAGCCUACAUUCGAAAGGAUGAUCGUGGUAUAUAGGAGGGCCAGCAGAGAAACUAAGCCAGAUCGAGGAAUAUUCGUAAAACAUUUUAAGAACAUUCCAAUGGCUGACAUGGAGUUGGUCCUGCCAGAGAAGAAGAACCCUAGUUUAACGCCAAUGGAUUGGGUCAAAUUUCUUAUUUCUGCUGUGCUUGGUUUGGCCACUCUCAUAAGUUCUCUUGAAAUGCCAAAGGCUGAUAUAUGGGUUGUGACAGCCAUAGUUUCUGGUUUAAUUGGAUACUGUGCUAAGAUCUACUUCACAUUUCAGGCAAAUAUGGUGACUUACCAGAAUUUGAUUACGAAAUCAAUGUAUGAUAAGCAGCUUGAUAGUGGAAAAGGAACCCUUCUACACUUAUGCGACGAUGUGAUCCAGCAAGAGAUUAAGGAGGUUAUUGUUUCUUAUUAUAUUUUGAUGGAGCAAGGAAAGGCUACUAUACAAGAUCUUGAUUUACGUUGCGAACAGCUCAUCAAGGAAGAGUUUGGCGUGGAGUGCAAUUUUGACGUUGUUGAUGCUGUGAAGAAGCUAGAAAAGCUUGGAAUUGUUUCCCGGGACUCGAUCGGGAGAAUCAUAUGUGUUCCACUGAAGCGCGCAAACGAGAUUAUAGGGACUACUACUGAGGAAAUGGUGAUGCGUGCCCAACAGGCCCCAGCCGGUUCUUAGGCUCUGCAGGGUGUUAAGAGCAAUGAUAUCUCCUUUCUUAUUCGUGUUUACCCAUUAGGACAGUAUUCUCUCAUAGCGAUUUCCUCAUGUACCAUAAAUAAUCUCAGAGUUGCAUCAUUUUAUUCUUUCAUUCCUUCAUCUCUUAUGUAAAUAAGAGUGGUCUAUUUGGGGGAUUUUUUUCAGUGCGUACAAUGUUGAAUAAGUUAUGUGCACAUAAAGGCCCAAAUUCUGUCUUGCAAA
Lolium rigidum is the source of this 1804-nucleotide messenger RNA. RefSeq lists its product as uncharacterized. Bases 23 to 1564 code for a protein of 513 amino acids. The record is from RefSeq and is a predicted model, not a curated record. The transcript has 15 exons. NCBI's taxonomy places the organism in Eukaryota, Viridiplantae, Streptophyta, Magnoliopsida, Poales, Poaceae.